AUGUCGGACUCGGGCGACUACGUAGUCCUGGUCCCGUACAACGGAUCAGCCACCGGGACCGGUGGCGAUCCCCUCAACCAGGAUCUCAAUGUCUUUUACAAUGCUGGCGAUAUUUCGUGGAUGAUUGUGGCCACCGCUCUGGUCCUGCUCAUGAUUCCUGGAGUCGGGUUUUUCUACUCCGGUCUCGCUCGUCGCAAGUCCGCUCUGUCCCUCAUUUGGCUUUCGAUCAUGUCUGUCGGCGUCAUCUCAUUCCAGUGGUUCUUCUGGGGUUACUCCCUGGCCUUUUCGCACACGGCGGGCAAGUACAUCGGUGAUCUCCGGAACUUUGGAUUCAAGGACGUUCUCGCCGCCCCGUCCGUGGGGAGCUCGAAGAUCCCAGACCUUUUGUUCGCCAUCUACCAGGGCAUGUUUGCGGCAAUCACGGUCGCUCUGGCUGUCGGCGCCGUCGCUGAACGUGGUCGUAUGCUGCCUUGUGUGGUGUUCAUGUUCGUGUGGUCGACCAUCAUCUAUGACCCCAUCGCCUGCUGGACUUGGAAUCCAUCUGGUUGGGUGUACAAGCUGGGAGGGCUCGAUUUCGCCGGUGGCACUCCUGUCCAUAUUUCCUCUGGCUCUGCAGCUCUGGCGUAUUCCCUCAUGCUGGGCAAGCGCCGCGGUCAUGGAACCCACGAGCUCAACUAUCGCCCGCACAAUGUUACCCACGUGGUUAUUGGAACUGUGUUCCUCUGGGUGGGAUGGUUUGGUUUCAAUGCUGGUUCCGCCCUGAGUGCCAACCUCCGUGCGGUCAUGGCAGCCGUUGUCACCAACCUGGCAGCUUCUGUCGGCGGGGUGACCUGGUGUCUUCUUGACUACAGGCUCGAGAAGAAAUGGUCGACUGUUGGCUUCUGCUCUGGUGUGAUUGCUGGCCUUGUUGCGAUCACCCCGGGCUCCGGAUAUGUCCCUGCGUGGGCGGCCGUGAUCUUCGGCGUUGUGGGUGGUGCCGCAUGCAACUACGCAACCAAGAUCAAGCAUCUUUUGGGCGUGGACGAUGCACUGGAUAUCUUUGCCGUCCAUGCAAUUGGUGGUCUUGUUGGUAAUCUUCUAACUGGUUUGUUUGCGGCCGACUACAUCGCUCGCCUCGACGGGUCCACAGUGAUUCCAGGAGGCUGGAUCAACCACAACUAUAUCCAACUCGGAUAUCAGCUGGCUGACUCCGUGUCUGGAUUCGCGUAUUCUUUCGUUGGAAGCUGCAUUAUUCUUCUGAUUAUGAACUUCAUUCCCGGUCUCAGCCUGCGCGCAUCCGAGGAAGAUGAGAUCAUGGGCAUCGACGAUGCCGAGAUUGGUGAAUUUGCCUAUGAUUACGUUGAGAUCGCUCGAGAUGUCCUUCCCACUUCUGAAGGUGCUUAUUCCUUGGAUCGAAGCUCGAAGCAUUCCAUAAGCUCUGGGACGCAGCAGGCUGAGCCUGUAGAAGCCAAGGCUUAG
Rasamsonia emersonii CBS 393.64 is the source of this 1458-nucleotide messenger RNA. Its product is annotated as Ammonium transporter (Mep2). The coding region runs from base 1 to 1458 and encodes 485 amino acids. The record is from RefSeq and is a predicted model, not a curated record. Gene Ontology annotation, molecular function: ammonium channel activity. Gene Ontology annotation, cellular component: plasma membrane. NCBI's taxonomy places the organism in Eukaryota, Fungi, Ascomycota, Eurotiomycetes, Eurotiales, Trichocomaceae. The transcript is spliced from 6 exons. Gene Ontology annotation, biological process: ammonium transmembrane transport.